This is a messenger RNA of Choloepus didactylus (southern two-toed sloth), 1857 nucleotides long. RefSeq names its product solute carrier family 25 member 20 (gene SLC25A20). The transcript has 9 exons. The coding region runs from base 297 to 1100 and encodes 267 amino acids. The record is from RefSeq and is a predicted model, not a curated record. Gene Ontology annotation, molecular function: low-density lipoprotein particle binding; O-acyl-L-carnitine transmembrane transporter activity. Gene Ontology annotation, biological process: mitochondrial transport; carnitine transmembrane transport; positive regulation of neuron projection development. Gene Ontology annotation, cellular component: mitochondrial envelope. Lineage: Eukaryota; Metazoa; Chordata; Mammalia; Pilosa; Megalonychidae.
CCUCCGCACCGAGGCUGUAUCCUGGUGGCCAGGAAUCGUUGGGCUUUUGCUUUCUCCGCCUUUCCCUUAUUCGCCGCCAGGUUCGACUGCUUCUCACUCACCAGACAAGAUGAAUCGUAAUUUCUUUGCCGCACAGUUUCUUCUAGCUGCCCAACCAUCCUCAUAGUACAGGAACUAUCAUUAUGACUUCCCAAACCUUCUAGGACUUGUUGUCAAGUGUUAUGAAUAGGUAGAGACACGGAGGCUCACCCAAGUUGCUGCUGCACGACAGUGGAAACGCCUGUGUGAAGCUGGUGAUGGUCCGACUGCAGACACAGCCCCUGAGUUUGCCUGGGCAGCCUCCGAUGUACUCUGGGACCUUCGACUGUUUCCGGAAGACUCUUUUUAGAGAGGGCAUCACAGGUUUGUACCGGGGCAUGGCUGCCCCCAUCAUUGGUGUCACCCCCAUGUUUGCCGUGUGUUUCUUUGGGUUUGGUCUGGGAAAGAAACUGCAACAGAAACACCCAGAGGACGUGCUUAGCUACCCCCAGCUGUUUGCAGCUGGGAUGUUAUCUGGUGUAUUCACAACAGGAAUCAUGACCCCAGGAGAACGGAUCAAGUGCUUAUUACAGAUUCAGGCAUCUUCAGGGAAAACCAAGUAUACUGGUGCCUUGGACUGUGCAAAGAAGGUGUACCAGGAGUCUGGGAUCCGAGGCAUCUACAAGGGGACUGUGCUCACCCUCAUGCGGGAUGUUCCAGCCAGUGGUAUGUAUUUCAUGACCUAUGAGUGGCUGAAAAACAUCUUUACUCCAGAGGGAAAGAGUGUCAGUGAGCUCAGUGCACCUCGGAUCCUGGUGGCUGGGGGCAUCGCAGGGAUCUUCAACUGGGUUGUGGCGAUCCCCCCAGAUGUGCUCAAGUCUCGCUUCCAGACUGCCCCUCCUGGGAAGUAUCCUAAUGGUUUCAGAGAUGUGUUAAGGGAGCUGAUCCGGGAUGAAGGAAUUACAUCCUUGUAUAAAGGGUUCAAUGCGGUGAUGAUCCGAGCCUUCCCAGCCAAUGCGGCUUGUUUCCUUGGCUUUGAAGUUGCCAUGAAGUUCCUUAAUUGGGUCACUUCCAACUUGUGAGGCUGAAGGCUGCUCGAAGCUUCUGGAUGCUGAAAGCUGAUGCUGAGGAGGAGCAGUGGACAGGACUGGGAGGUCCCCAAGGGUGAGGGGAGGGGGAAUGGUGAAAUUAGAGCUGUAUAUGUGGACUCGGUGAGACUGUUGCCUUAAUGAUGUUUUCUACCUUGGAUAACUUGGUGUGCCAUUUUGAAACUCGAAUUCAUUCUUGUCCAUUUAAGGGAUCUGAAGAGGAUUUGGAGAUGGAAGUAAAGCUUCUAGACCAGACACCACCUGUGGCCAGAAAACUGCCCACUGGUUGACUGCUGACCCAAUAGUACCCAAAAUAUUGCUUGCUAGAGAGGGAAUCUUAUCCUCUCACUGGAGGUACUGUGCAUGUUUUCAACCAGGAAAACUGGUCCUUCUUGGAGUCCUCACCAAGAGCCACUCAUCUGAUUCCCAGGAUACCACUGAAUCCUGGGCUGCACAUAGGGAUCUGGACUUGAGGUCCACGUCUGUCUGUCUGUGUGGACUAGGCAGAUGUGCUGAGGGGCAGUUAGCCUGUUAACAUUUGGGUUUUUAUUUUUUUAUGCAUGCAAAUAAUCAAGAAAUAAAACUUGAGCAGACUUAAUUUCCCAGGAGUAGGUGGAGAAUUUUCCCUCCUGUACAUUGAGGACAGUUUUGAACAGAAAGUCCCGGGUGUAGGAAGGCUCCUUCUGCAUACUCUCCUCUCAUGAGAGCGCCCUAUUUUAACAGGAAACAAUAAAUAUUGUUCCUGAUUUUU